This is a messenger RNA of Epinephelus lanceolatus (giant grouper), 3928 nucleotides long. It is a transcript of the gene piwil2, whose product is annotated as piwi-like RNA-mediated gene silencing 2. The record is from RefSeq and is a predicted model, not a curated record. Lineage: Eukaryota; Metazoa; Chordata; Actinopteri; Perciformes; Serranidae. Gene Ontology annotation, molecular function: RNA binding; protein binding.
AAAUCUAACAGGUGGAUUAAUUUAACACGGACUUGUCAGCUGGUGCCAGUUAACCCAUUGUUGUGUGAACUGGUUAUAUCAGAAGUUGGCCAAAUGGAUCCAAAGCACCCUCCUGAGCUCAGCAGUAUGACGGGCGUCCCCUGGCUGGGACGUGGAGCAGGAUUACAGCCUCAGGAGCCGGCUGUAGGACGUGGUAGAGGGCUACUGCUCUCUACAGAAAGGCCUGGUGUAGGACGAGCCAGAGGUUUCCCAACUCUAGGUGAUACCCCACAAAGACAAGGAGUAACUCUGCCCAUUACUGAACCUGUGUUUGGACACGCCAGAGGGCUGCUGGUGCAGCCUGAAUAUGGAGGAGUUGGCCGAGCCAGGGGGCUGCUCUUCCCAGCAACUGAGCCAGUGUUAGGGGUGGCCAGAGGUGUAAUCCUGCCUAGUCUGGAUCCGCAGCAUGUACAGACGUCACCACAUGAAACCACAACACGAGACCAAACAGAGGAGACCUCUGCUUUAACAACAAAAGAGGUUGAUACGACUACCUAUGGUCAAGGAUCAACACUGGUCUCAAUGUUUAGAGGAAUGGGCAUUGAGCCUUCAGUGACCUCAUGGGGAAGAGGAGCACCACCUCUGGGAAGAGGAGCAGCUGGUGGUAUGGGUGAUACAAAGCUGCAAGGUGUCCCAGUAGAUGUCUUCAGCAGUCCAGAGAGCAUGGGCCUACCUGAAGAGGUGAUGGGCAGAGGUAGCAGUCUCCGAGGCCGAGGUUUGUCCCCACAGACGAUGGUGGGGCUUGGAAGAGCAGCGAUGCCUCAACCUGGAGUAGGAAGAGGACACGCUCUGCCACCUCCUUUUUCUCCAGGUCGUAUCGAGUCUGUUUCUCCAGCCCCUGAGCAACAAGCAGCUCUACACUCUCAGACUUCCCACACUGGAAUCGUGCCCCUGCUGCCCACUACUCCAGAGUUGCCGAAGCCUUCUGCUGUUGCACCGGCAAAGACAGAGCUGAAAAUGGAGGCAGUCUGUGAGCCACAAAACAAGGCUGGAACAAAAGGAGCUCCUAUAACUAUCGGCUCAAACCACAUCCCGAUUCGCUGCAAGAAUGAAGCUGUCUAUCAGUACCAUGUUACAUUCACUCCAAACGUUGAAUCAAUGGCGAUGCGUUUUGGCAUGAUGAAAGAUCACCGCUCAGCCACAGGGGAAGUAGUAGCUUUUGAUGGCUCCAUACUCUUCCUGCCUGUGAAGCUGAAUGACGUGGUUGUUCUCAAGAGUUUGAGACGGACCGAUAAUGUGGAAAUACAAAUACAAAUUGAGAUGACGAAGAUUUUGCCACCCAACUCAGAUCUAUGCAUCCCAUUCUACAAUGUGGUGCUCAGGAGGGUAAUGAAAAUCAUUGGGCUGAAGCUGGUGGGUCGAAAUCAUUACGAUCCAGAAAGCGCCGUCAUUCUUGGAAAACAUCGGCUGCAAGUGUGGCCAGGUUACUCAACCAGUAUCAAGCGCACAGACGGAGGCCUGUACCUGAAUGUGGAUGUGUCUCACAAAGUCCUGCGGAAUGACUCCGUGCUGGAUGUCAUGAACAUGCUUUACCAGCAGAGCAAACAGAGCUUCCAAGAUGAAUGCACCAAAGAGCUCAUAGGCAGCAUCGUCAUCACCCGCUACAACAACCGCACCUACCGCAUUGAUGCCAUCGAGUGGAACAAGUCUCCCAAGGACACCUUCACUUUGAUGGAUGGCACCCAAACCACCUUUGUGGAUUACUACAGCAAGAACUAUGGGAUUACAAUCAAAGAGAUGGACCAACCUCUGCUCAUGCAUCGUCCAAAGGAGAGAUCUAAGCCGGGAGGGAAGCAAGUCAUUACUGGGGAGAUCCUUUUAGUACCGGAGCUCUCUUUCAUGACGGGAAUCCCAGAGAAAAUGAGGAAGGACUUCAGAGCUAUGAAGGACCUGACCAUGCACAUAAAUGUGAGUGGUGAGCAGCACACUCACUCAAUAAAACAGCUUCUGAAGAACAUCAGAACAAACCCUGAGAGUCUGAAGGAGCUCAGCCGGUGGGGACUGGACAUGGACUCGGAAAUCCUGGUGAUGAAAGGUAGAACUCUUCCGGUUGAAACCAUCUGCCUACAGUCUUCAUCCUUCACCACUGGUGCUGACGUAUCCUGGUCCAGAGAGGUUGUCAGGGAUCCUUCAAUCAGCUCUAUCCCAUUAAACACCUGGGCCAUCUUCUACCCUCGCCGCUGUGCAGAGCAGGCUGAAGAGCUGGUUUCCACCUUUAACAAGGUGGCUGGGCCUAUUGGGAUGCGACUGGAGCGACCCACUCAAGUGGAGCUGAGGGACGAUCGCACUGAGACUUAUGUCAAGAGCAUCCACGCUCAGCUCACCAGUAAGCCCAAUAUGCAGCUUGUUGUUUGCAUCAUGGUAGGCAACAGAGACGAUCUCUACAGUGCCAUCAAGAAGCUCUGCUGUGUCAAAAGUCCCAUCCCGUCCCAGGCCAUCAACGUCCGGACAAUAUCCCAGCCACAGAAGCUGAAGAGUGUUGCCCAAAAGAUACUCCUGCAGGUGAACAGCAAGUUGGGAGGAGAGCUGUGGACUGUCAAUGUUCCUCUGAAAAACUUGAUGGUAGUGGGAGUUGAUGUCCACCAUGACACCAGCAAGGCACAUCAGUCAGUAAUGGGCUUUGUUGCAAGUUUGAACAGCUCACUGACUCGCUGGUACUCCAGAGUGACAUUCCAGGCACCCACUGAGGAAUUGAUCAACGGCUUCAGAGUUUGCUUACUGGCUGCACUGCAGAAGUACUACGAGGUGAACCACAACUUGCCAGAGAAGAUUGUGGUGUAUCGGGAUGGUGUGUCAGAUGGUCAGCUGAGGAUGGUGGAGCAGUACGAGAUCCCACAGUUGAUCAGAUGCUUUGAGACUUUUCCCAGCUAUGAGCCCAAGCUGGUCUUUAUUGUUGUCAAAAAGCGCAUCAGCACCACCCUCUACUCCUGGGCGGCAAGCAGCGUUGGCACACCUCCACCUGGAACUGUUCUGGACCACACCCUCACUCAGAGAGGCUGGGUGGACUUCUUUCUGAUGGCACAUCACAUUCGCCAGGGCUGUGGACUUCCUACUCACUACAUCUCUCUGUACAACACAGCAAACCUCACACCAGACCAUUUGCAAAGGCUGACUUUCAAGAUGUGCCAUUUGUACUGGAACUGGCCGGGUACCAUUCGUGUUCCAGCACCAUGCAAGUAUGCCCACAAACUGGCUUUCCUGUCUGGUCAGUACCUGCACACAGAGCCAGCCAUCCAGCUAUCAGACAGGCUCUUCUUCCUCUAAGCUGCACCAGUUACUGCAACAAGCAGACUGCUGAAGUCAAAGCAAAACCAGCUGUGAUGAAAAACAGUACUGAAACACCCGAAUGACAAACACCUCAUUUGAAUCAAUGAGGGAUUCAUUAUUAUGUCUCAUUUUAAGCUUUAAAGUAUUGUAGGUUUCACCUAGUAUUCUCAUAUGGAUCAAGCCUUUAAUGCUAAUGUUUCUUAAAGAGCUGGCCAGCCUAUCACACCUUGAUAAAAGCUAACUCUUCAUGAAGGUAACACUGUAUUGCCUUACUGCAGAAAUUGUGUGGUAUUAAUGUUUUAAUUUCAAGUGUAGUUGAAAAAAGGGAAACAUUUUUGUUUGAAAUGAUUAUUGGCCCAAAGUUGGCAAAGUUUUAAUUGAGUUUUGAGUAUUUUUAGCCUCUGUUCAUGUGGCAUAAUUAUUGGUCAGUUUUGUUGAUGCAGACACUUCAUCUGUGACUGAUUUUUAUUAUUUACUAUUCUGUACUUGAUAAACAGCUUAACACAGGUUUACAUGUUUGAUCCCAAAAUGUAUCUUUAAGGUUUCAGCUUUGUAUAACCAUAAUACUAAAAUGUGUAUGGUUUAAAUAAAGCUUGACUAACUGGGAGGACUUUCAAUAAAA